Messenger RNA from Verruconis gallopava, 1196 nucleotides. RefSeq lists its product as uncharacterized. Gene Ontology annotation, molecular function: protein binding. Gene Ontology annotation, cellular component: ESCRT-0 complex. The record is from RefSeq and is a predicted model, not a curated record. The coding region runs from base 288 to 1007 and encodes 239 amino acids. Lineage: Eukaryota; Fungi; Ascomycota; Dothideomycetes; Venturiales; Sympoventuriaceae. Gene Ontology annotation, biological process: protein transport to vacuole involved in ubiquitin-dependent protein catabolic process via the multivesicular body sorting pathway. The transcript has 2 exons.
CCUCCUAGUACAAAUUGUGUACAGAGCCUACCAGUACGGUUUCAAGGGAACCAAGAUGCUAGCUCAAAGUUACGUCGCUGGCCAGACCUUCAUAUGCUUCAGCAACCCAUGAAGCAGCUGGGUUGCAGCCCAGCACUGCCACACUUCAUCCUCCGUCAAACGUCCUGCGACGUUUCUCGACAGAAACGCAGCAAUCGUUCUGCACCAAAAUACGCACGUUUUUUCUCUCUCUCUCUCUCCCUCUCUAUGCUAGAAAUUCUCUGCCUGCUUCUAGUGGUUAGCUAAUAAUGGAGGCUUUCAGCGUAGCAAUGACCAAUAGGUCGCUCCGGACAGUCAAGGCAGAAUUAGAGUUCCUAGCAGAUAAUGGCACCAUUACGCAUGCACAGCUAUCCUCGAUCUUGAGCCAAUUGCCGUCAGAGACCCAAGCCGUAAGAAAUUCGCAAGCAACAGCCGUAUCGGCGCCAACCUCAGGAUCUGUACCUGUGGCCCCCAUGAGUAACUUGAAUUUGAACGGCAGCCACGCAGAAGCAAACGCUUUCAAUAGCAGCAACGAGAAGCAGAACGGUUACUACCAACCACCAGCUCAAGAGGUCAAUCCACCUCCAGCCUACCCUGCAACGCCACAGCCCCCUGUCGCCGCUCCUCUUACAUAUGCUGUUGCUCUAUAUGUAUACAAUGGCAAUGACGCGGGCGAUUUAAGCCUGCAGGUCAAUGAUCGUAUUGCUGUGACAGAAUACAUGAAUGCAGAUUGGUGGAAGGGUCGCAACGAGAGAACGAAUCAGGAAGGUAUCUUCCCACGCAAUUAUGUCAAGGUUGAGGACGUCAAGGCGCCGGCUGGUCCGUCGAGUUAUGGGAACAUGCCCAUGGAUGUGGCUCAGGGCGGUGGCUCCUCACAACCAAGUAAAGGACAGGAGAUGGGCAAGAAGUUUGGCAAGAAACUUGGCAAUGCGGCAAUCUUCGGUGCCGGUGCGACAAUGGGCAGCAACCUCGUCAAUAGUAUAUUCUAAUUGAUCUCAUGAACGGGAAAGGGGCAAUGGGUUUUUUGGAGAGUUCAUCAUAUGAUGGAUGUGAGCGAGACCUUGGAGAUUUCAUUUUGUCCUCAGCAGCUGUCUCGAACUCGACUCAUGGCAAGAAGUACAAGUUUCCAAUCGCGUAUUUAGAUCCAUAAGAGGGACAAUGAUCUAUUCCUAUCCGUG